UUCGACGGCCCCAUAACCGCCGGCUACCAGGGGAAGGUGUACGCGACAACCAUGGCGUCCCUGGUGGCCAUUGACGCAUCCGCCCCAACACCAUCAGUCAUAAGGACGGACAUGGGACCCCCGCCGCGGUGCCCCAUGCACGCCGGGUACAAGUGCUACCCGGUGCCGUGUCCUGGCGGCGAGCUCUUUUUGGUGCGGUGCUGCAUCUUUGGCGACCCGGACGUGGUGGAUCUGAAGGUUUUCCUAUGGAAUCAGGAGGAUAAUGUGUGGGGAACUGUCGAAAGCAUCGGGGAUAGAACAUUUUUUGUGGGCAGGUGUACUUUCGCCGUCGGGGCGGUUGAAGCAGGAACCCAACCCAACUGCAUCCAUGUGCUGCGUAAAGUUUGCGAUGAAUUUGUUAUCUACACCGUGUCUCUGGAUGAUAUGACCUUUGGGCUCCGUAUAGUUGAGGGAUGUGAUGGUGAUGAAGAUGAUGAUGAGGACCAAGUAUUCUGGACUCUUCCCACGAGCUUCGGUUUGAAAGAUGUACAAGCCAUCGAUACUAUUCAUGAUGUCUCCGAUAAGGUGAUACAAAGAAGAAUUGAACAUUGUUUGGGAGAGCAAGAAAAGGAGGACAUGAUGAUGCUUAACGCGGCCUCUCCAGAGGAGAGGCAGUGGUGUGACCUCCAUACCGACUUGUCGCGGCUACUAGUAUCCAAGAUUUCAUUCAUCGAUUUCCUACAUCUGAAAGCUGUCUGCAAGCGGUGGAACUCCAUUGAAAGCCCGAUACAACAUGCAAAAGGGUUGCCAUUGCUCAUGACACCCCGCGUAGCAGGAAGGACAAAAGAUGAUCUUCUCGAGGUCUUUGAUCCGAUGAGCGAGAAGAAGUACAACAUCAGGGUAAACAUCCCUACUUCAUGUCUCCAAUCACAGGGUUCGCAGUUACUGCAUUUCACAAAGAAUGGUUGGGUCAUCGUGUCAAGAGGCGGUGACCAAAUGUACUUCCUAGUGAAUCCGUUCAAGAAUUACCCGGAUGGCAGCCAUGUGAUUGCUCUUCCACUACUAGAUAUCCUUGGCCUCAAAGGAUUAUCGUUCUCUUCCAUGCCGGGUUCUCCGGACUUUGUGGUCCUCGCCGUGGGAGCCACGCCAGACAACGAAGUUGUCUUUAUUCAAACAUGGCGAAUAGGAGACAAAGAGUGGAAGGAAGAAAUCUUACGAAAUGUUGAUGUGCCGUUCUUCAUGGCAACUCAUAGCCCCGUCUUCCUUGACGACAUCGUUUAUUUCCUAGACAUGAAUGGCAGGCUCGGAGUCGUGGACUUGAACGUGGAAAAGGUGGAGUGGAAGGUCCUUGACAAGCCAGAUCAACCGAUACGUGGAAGUGACUAUGUGUAUACAAUUCGGAAGUUGAACUAUAGCUAUCUAGCGGAGUGGAAAGGCGACCUAGUCGCCAUUAUCCGAGAAAACGGGAAUUUUGGGUUCAUCAGAAUACUUAAGCUUGAUCGGUCUAGGAUGGUUUGGACGGAUUUGGAAGAGAUGGAGGAUGCUGCCGUGUUUUGGGACAGAAGCAAUGCUCUAAUUGCGAGGCCAGCUUGCGGAAGGGAUUUAUGCAACAAGGUGUACUUUCCAAGCUGUACUAAGACUGACGAUGGUGGGCAGGCCUACUACUGCUUAAAAGAGCAAGAAUACUACCCUUUCUUUUGUGACAAGGAGCCAAUGAAUGCCAUAUGGUUCCAGCCAAACUUUUAGGAUUUGCUUUGGUGACCAGCCUAACAAGGAGUACUUUGAAAUUCCUUUGCAACCUAAAUAGCUGAGGAAGGAGCAGAAUAGAUGACCUUAUUCAAAAUGUUUACCUUAUUUCCACAUGCAGGCUAAUCAAGCUCGUUAUAUAUAGUUUGUCUUCCCUUGUCUCAGCGAGUGUCUCAAGCUCGUUAGUAACUACUACAUCGUCCUGUCUUGCUUUGAUUUGCCCUGUGAUUUACUCCAUGGUGCAAAUACGUACAUUUGGGUGUCAACAAGUACAAGCUCAUACUGUCAACUGCUAGGUUACCAAACGAUCGGGGUGCAGGUUUUUUUUCUUUUUUGUGGUGCCAAAAUCAUUCAGGGACCAACAACAGAACAACUGAUAGGGAACAAUUAAAACCAUUCAGCUGUGCAUCAAGCGCGAGCGCUCGCGAUGUCCACGUCGGACUAACUGGAAGACAAAAAGAGCAAGAGGGAGGAAGUUGCCUCGAGCCCCACCCCUUCCUUAUCCUUUCCUCCAAAAUUUCACAUCGCACGCAACCUUCUCUCGUGCCGCCGCCGCCGCCGCCGCCGCCUCUUCUCUCCCCCGAUUCUCCUCGCGACUGCUCCGAGCCCCUCCUCUUCCCUGUGUCGGCUGCUCGACGCGCCACCGCUGCGGGAGAAGGUGAACACGAGGAGAUGCAGGGUGGGUGGCCUCGCCGGAAGAGGGUGACGCCGGGAACCACCGGCUGGCCAAGGACCGUGUGGGCUGGCACUUCCCCGCGGCGCCCUCCUUCCCCGACUUCGCCGUCGCCACUGCCCCCUCCCCUCCUGUCAAGGCUGAGCGUGCACAGAGUGGACGAGUCGAUCGCGGCGGAACCAGAGUCACUCGAGGCCGGGGUGCGAGAUGAUGUCCAGCAGGCGGAGGGGUGGCCAUGGGAGGAGUAGCCCACAAUGAAAUCCAUUUUCUCUUUGUGUGUGUGUGUGUGUGUUGGAUUUGGAUCGAGGAAGGGGAUGGCGUGGGGAUGAGGCGGUGGACAGAGGAAGAGGGCGAUGCUGGCUGGCUGAGCGGGCGGAUCUGGUCUCGUUUGUUCUGUAGAGCGGCCAGAGGAGCAGGCCAACAUAACACCAACGUGGUGAGCUUCCCCUCUCCACCAUCUACCCCCAGAUCUGAACAUCAACUACAAUUUGUACGUUUUGGUUAUACUCUAUUUCAGUUUAUACAAAUCUCGUUUUGGUUAAACUUCUGUCUUCGAUGCCAUGGCUGAAACUAGAGCAAACACAUAAAACCUACAGAGAAAGGAUUACACACUUUUAUCAGGUGUUAAGUUCAGCUGCCUUGACCAUGGCAGUGCUAAGUAAAUUUAUAAUUGGAUUCUGCUGAUCUGUGGAUAGGUAGCCUAACCGGUGAUGGGUAGCCUCACCCUGUUAAAUCUGAUCGGGUAAUGUGAGAACCAAAAUGAAUUUAUUUUGCUCCGUUUCUUACAAGCACUUGUCUUAAGUAGAUGCCACAAGCUCAUCUUCAAUGAUGGAUUUUAUUAUGUCGUGCCUAUUAAGCAGCCAAAGAUCAGAUAUUUGACCCCAUCACUAAUAGUAAGAUGCACACAAAGAAUAUCUGCACCCAGUCAUUCUCAUUCACUGAAGCUUGGUUCUUUGUUAUAUGAAUCAGUUAGAUUUCUACAAAAGCGAUUCUUGUUGCUAGGUGCAUCAUCGUCAAGGAUGUGUUUUCCCCACUUGGGAGCAACAUCUAGAAUAUAUUUUCCUAUGAACGCGCGAGAUUGCCUAUGUGCUGUUAGAUUUGAUCUUCAGAAUAUUUGCAAGUGAUGUCUUUCUGCACUGUAUUCCGUUCAAUAGAAUAGCACUGCACCCCUAAUUCAAGAAUGCAAUUUUAGAGUUAUACUAAGGACAGUACUUGUGCAAGGCGAAUUGAAAUCGAAAUUUCGCAUGUACACCUGCAAAAAGGAGAUGACCUGCAUGAGUGCAAAGGCUAAGGCGAGGUAUGUGCAAUCUUGAUGUACCACCAUGUAAAAAAACUGGAGUAUGUGCAUAAUUUUUCCUAUGGAACUAUUAUGGAAACCAGAUGCUUAUUCUUGAAAUGGUUGCUCAUAUCAAAGAAGAGGUCUCCUUUGGCGCCAUUUUGGAGUUCUUAUCCAAGUUCUGUUCUAAUUAUUACUAGAUGAUGUUGUGUUGAUGCUGUUCUUCACAGUUGAUGGCAAUAUGACGUUGACAAGUGUAGUGGUUCGGUUUGGAGAAAGAGAGAAUAAAGUAUCCCUAUACAUCAGUACAUUUGGCUACUAAUGUAAGAAUACAAAAAGUCGUUUCAGUAGCUUUCACAGGUUCAUCAAGGAGUUGGCUGUUCAAGCUGAAUCCCUCCACACCCAAAUGAUAAAAGCUUGUUUUUUUAAUGAACAAGCUAAUUUAGGAAACGUUGCUAAUCCAGGCUAAGAAAUGAGUUCUCAGAUGAGGUGUCAUGUGCCAGCAGUAAUUUUUUUAUGAGUCUACCCAAGUGUCAGAGUAACUAUCUUGCUUUUAGUUGUGAUUCUGAUUAUUUACAUUUAAGAGCUCAUUUCUUAUGACUUCUUGUGUGUAUCAUGAUAGAUUGUAUACAACUGAUCGUAGCUCAUUUUAUUAUUCGGAGACUUUCAACUAAUUACCAUAUGCUAAUAAUUCUCUUUUCUUUUUUCUUUCCUUUCCAUUUGCCAAUUACAUAGGUUCAUUAGAAAUCCAACUGUCAAUGAGAACGCCAUGAACCUCAUUUUUGGUUCAAUAAAUCGUUCAAUUUCUUUUAUUUAAUUUGCAUGUGGAAACAACAUAUGCUAAUUUUCCAUUUAUGUUUCAACAUACACAUGCGCACACAUUUGUACUGAUUAAUUGUUCGCGAAACGAUCUGCCGACAUACUCACAUGAUACUUUUAGUGCUGUUGUCUUAUUAUUUCCCUUUUACUCCGCUCUCUGUUUUUCCAUCUUGCUUCACUUUCGAUCAAUCGUCACAGCAAUUGCUUCUUACCAAUUAUUAUAAUUUUUUUUCUCAAAUGCACAGCGCAAGGAAGAUGAGCUUCCUUGUAUUUCUCGCUUGCAUGGAUUCUAUUUAUUGGAAUUAUUUGCCGUAAAAAAUGCCUUGGUCAUACAUCUAAGUACGACUAUGCUUUUAUGUACUCCCUCCGUUCCAAAAUAGAUGACCCAAUUUUAUACUAACUUUGUACUAAAGUUAGUACAAAGUUGGGUCAGCUAUUUCGGAACGGAGGGAGUAGUUGUGUGAGUGUGUGACAACAUCUCAAUAUCAAAGUUUUAGUAUCAAGGAUAAAAAACUUUGUGGAUGUACUAUUAGGAAGAGCAGUGAUUACAGCCAGUAUAGUUUGGAUAAAUGUAGGCAGUAAAACUGGAAAUUGGGCCUGCAAAAACUAAACAUAGGCAUUUUUUCAACCACUUUUUAAGUGGGCACGAUGAUCUUUGCCAAGUAUGAUAGCCAAACAAGUUGCUAAUUGCCAAGUGCUAACCAAUUUAUCUACCACCAUUGUUACCUGACGCGUUAUGCAAGGGUGGUUAGCUUGUACCUGUCAGCUUCUGCUCCCUAACAUGGAUUCUAGUUAAUGGAUCACUAUGCUUUUGAAGUGCUUAUGCACCACAUCUCAAUAUCUAAGCUUUAGCAAUAAAACCAAAUAACUACAGAAACAAUAAAAUUCUAACAGGGAAUAUAGAUGAGUGCUGCAAUGUCAAGUGUAGAACAACAGAUUCACAAGCAUGGUGCUUACCACGCUUGCACUGGUGCUUGACCAUGGUGACGGCGCCGCUAUGCCUCCAGUCCAGCGCGUCGGGCACGGCGUCGGGACAGGAAUGUGCCUUGCUUCACUUUCCGUGAAGUCACUCCUUUGUACUUGUAUUGUUUCGUUUUACUCAAGUGCCUUGAUACAAGAUACUUAAAGUAUUUCUCGAUUUUACCUCAUUCCUUAUUACUAACCCACAACCGUACUUCCGGUUAAUGUGGUCUGGACUGUCAUUCAGGUGCCAUGGAAGGACUAAACAAGAUCGCGACGGGCUCUCUUCUCAGCCUUCCUGAGUAGAAACUAAUCGGUUGUGACAGAUCCCACAAUGCUGGUUGUGGCGGGUAGGCUCAUGAACUAUGCUUAUAAGUUUGUGAUUAAUAAUGGUGGGAGUGACAGGAAGGAUGACUACCCGUUUGGUGAAUCAGAUGAAGCAUGCAACAAAAACAAACUGAAAAAGCAUGUGAUAACAAUUGAUGGCUACUGAAGCGACGUCCUGCUGGUGUACAUCAGGGACGCCUGCACCAACGAUGACGCCUUCAAGGUGCCGUGGAAGUGAAGUCAGGGCAUGGGGAUCCGGGCAAGUGCGCCAAGGAGACCGACGCGUCUUACCCGCUCAUGACCCAAGCAGUGAUUUUCCAUUGCCUCAUGUAUCAUCGACCGUCGCCAGCCUCUGGUUUUAGAUGUGAACGUGCAUGUACCAGUACUUCAUAUUGCUAUAUUUUGAUUCUGACGAAAUAACAUCACGUGGUACAAUCAAGAAAGUGGAAGGGGCGCAUCCUAUCUAGCACCGCCCUAGCUUCCUCUCAGGCGGCGCACCUGGGUGCGCCCCAACCACUAGUUUGGGAAAAAACCUACUUGCUCUGUUCCAUUAUGUAAGACAUUUUUUUGGCACUGUAGAUGGGUAUCCUCCAA
Messenger RNA from Triticum aestivum (bread wheat), 6374 nucleotides. Its product is annotated as F-box/kelch-repeat protein At1g57790. The transcript is spliced from 5 exons. The coding region runs from base 52 to 1725 and encodes 557 amino acids. The record is from RefSeq and is a predicted model, not a curated record. Lineage: Eukaryota; Viridiplantae; Streptophyta; Magnoliopsida; Poales; Poaceae. Gene Ontology annotation, molecular function: protein binding.